This is a messenger RNA of Entrophospora sp. SA101, 915 nucleotides long. The record is from the annotation of a GenBank genome assembly. NCBI's taxonomy places the organism in Eukaryota, Fungi, Glomeromycota, Glomeromycetes, Entrophosporales, Entrophosporaceae.
AUGCAAUCAAAAAAUAAAUCACCAUUUCCAUUAUCAAAACUUCCAUUUGACAUUCUAGAAAACAUUACAUCUAUAAUCAUUAAACAUGAGAGAUUCAAGGUGAUCGGAUCAAACAUCAUAUUUAUUAAUAGAACAUUUGCCAAAGCCGCAAUACCUCAAGUAUGGAAAACUAUUUAUAUUUAUGAAGCAAAUGAACAUUCUAAUCAUUCGUCAUUCAAUGAUUUAUUAUUGAAGAAAAUAAGUCGUAAGAAAUCAUUUAUCAAAGAUAUUAAAAGAUUGUCAUUGAACGGAACAAAUUUCACCAACAAAGGAAUAAUUAAUUACAUCAUACCACUUCUCAAAGAUGACAAUUAUAACAAAACCAAGAUAAUUAAUUCGAGUUCUGCAGAAAUUACUAAUUCACCUUUACAAAUGUUACCAAAAAGUACAAUAGAAUGUUUAUUUCUUGGUAAAAUUAAUCAACAAACUUUUACGUCCAAAGGUCUUCGAUCCUUAUUAUUAUUAUGUCAUGAAAACUUAUUAUCAUUGGUGAUAGAUUUAGAUCAUAUAACUUCUUCAUCUACAUCAUCUUCUUCGUUGUCGCCAUCUUAUGUUUUAAAAGAUAUAAUAAUACCAAUAUUUCAAAAUCAAAAAUUGCAAGAAAUUCAUUUAAUAUCUGAUUCAUGGUCAGAAUGGAAUGAUUUUUAUCCUAAACCAAGAUCUGAACAUGAACUGAAAGCAAAAGAAGCUUUAUGGCGAUGGACUUUAAAAUCUUAUUGGGGAAUAUCAAAUAAUUUGAUUGAAUCAUUAAGUAAAAGUAUUAAAACUUUGAAAAUAUUCACUAUUCUGGUAAACAAAGAAGAUAAUAUAGAAUUAUAUAAUCAAUUUAUAGAUUAUCAAGUAACACCAUUUGAUAAUUAUUAUAAUAACCUUUAG